Molecule: messenger RNA, 1098 nt
Organism: Dioscorea cayenensis subsp. rotundata (Guinea yam)
Lineage: Eukaryota; Viridiplantae; Streptophyta; Magnoliopsida; Dioscoreales; Dioscoreaceae
Exons: 3
Coding region: 32-916 (294 amino acids)
Molecular function (GO): protein binding
Source: RefSeq, a predicted model, not a curated record
ACCAAUCAUCAUCAUCAUAAAAAAAUUAAAAAUGUUGCUGAGGAGUUCAUCAACACCAAUGCUCAACUCUCUCAUCAAUGGUGAAAGCCCUCACCACCACCACAACAACAACAACAACAACCACCAUGCUCACAUCUCCUGCAACCUCUCCUCUCCCUUCUCCGACUCCUCUCCCUCCUCCUCCUCCGGAGUUCGCCGUACCCGCUCCGAUGGCAACCUUCACUCUCUCCUCUCCGACCACCACCAUGAAUCUUCUUCCUCUUCUUCUCGUAGAUCCAACCCUAUGCUUGAAUCUAUCCCUUCUUUCUCUGUUUACAACUCAAAGCUUCCACAAAAUCUAGAAGAAGAAAAAGAGGAGGAGGAUGAGAAAGAUGAAGAUCAGGAGGAGGGUUUGGGGAUUGAAAGGGAGUUUAGUUUCUCUAGAGGGAAACAAGGUCCUUUGUUUCUUGCCCGUGGGCUUGGGAUUGAUAGGGUUGCUUCUGGGAUGAUGCUUGUGGGUGGUGGUGGUGGUGGUGGUGGUGGUGGUGAGAUGGUGGAAAUGGAGAUGUAUUAUAAGAAGAUGGUGGAUGAGGAUCCAAGUAAUGCUUUGGUGCUUAGGAAUUAUGCCAAGUUUCUCUAUGAGAUAAAAAGUGAUCUUCCGAAAGCUGAAGAAUACUACUCAAGAGCUAUAUUAGCAGAGCCCGGAGAUGGAGAGAUCCUUUCACAGUAUGCAAAACUAGUGUGGGAAUUGCACAAAGACGAAGAACGAGCGUGCACCUACUUCGAACAAGCAAUUCAAGCCUCUCCUCAUGAUAGCCAUGUUGCGGCGGCAUAUGCGAGCUUUUUAUGGGAAACAGAAGAGGAUGAAGAAGAGGGAGUGAAUGAGUUCAAUGGAGCACAAGUUUCUCAUGGAACUUUGACUUCUGCUACUGCUUGAGAAAUGGUCUAAUUCUGUUCUAAUGUUAUGGGACUGACUUCUUGUUAUCUUUUGUUUUAGUUGUUGUUUGUUAAAGGAAUAAAAACAAGAAAGAAGCUUUGACAUUUUCUGUGUAGUAAUAAUACUGAGUUUUGUAACUUUGUUCAUGAAUAUAAAUAUAUAUUAUUAGAAAUGCAAUUUAA